AUGGAACAACAGCAAGCUGGUAGUUCUUCUAACCCAACAACAUUACCUACACCUAAUACAGAUCGGAGUCCCUCGAGAGACGAUGUAGGAAGCUCCCAACAUUCACGUCGGGUAGGACCUACAAACCCUCUCGCGUCGUCAUCAGUCUCGCGCCCAGCAUCUAGUGAGAGCUCUGGUAUUAAUAGGCGACCAGCUGCGCAACGGUAUUUUCACUCACGAAGGCUCAAGAAAGGAGAGGAAGUAGAGAAGCCCUGGCUCAAGAAGAAAGACCACAGAGAGAAAUGGGUUACUAUUCUUCCUGUUACGGGUUUCUUGGUGGGUUUGGGCAUAUCUGCUUUUCUGGUAUGGGACGGGCUACGAUCCGUCGCUAAGCAUAAUUAUUGCUUAGUACUUGAAGAUAAUUUUGCGACCUUCAACGAUAACGUAUGGACAAAAGAGGUCCAGGUCGGUGGUUUUGGCAAUGGCGAAUUUGAACAGACUACCGGAGGUGAUGAGAAUGUCUAUGUACACGGCGGCCAUCUCUUCAUCAAGCCAACCCUUCAAGAUGCAAACCUAAUCACUAAAGAUUCUCUAAUCAACCUCAUAGAAGAUGGAACAUGUACUUCCAAAGAACCAUCUGAUUGCAUAGCUGCGACGAAUACCACCGUCGGGAACGCAACCAUCGUCCCCCCUGUUAAAUCUGGCCGCAUUCAUACCAAGAAAGGAGCAACUAUCAAAUACGGCCGCGUUGAAGUUACCGCUAAACUUCCCGAGGGAGAUUGGCUCUGGCCGGCCAUCUGGAUGAUGCCCGUCAAUGAUACAUACGGGCCUUGGCCAGCUAGCGGCGAGAUCGAUAUUAUGGAGAGCCGAGGGAACAAUUGGACAUACGGUCAAGGAGGCAACGAUAUCGUAUCGUCGGCUCUACACUGGGGACCAGAUCCUAACAAUGACGCGUGGUGGAAGACUAAUGUAAAGCGUAAGGCUUUGCAUACAACAUACUCUUCCGGUUUCAAUACGUUCGGCGUCGAGUGGUCUCAGAAAUACCUCUUCACCUAUGUCAACUCCCGCCUCCUGCAGGUCCUCUACACUAAUUUUGAUGAACCGCUUUGGAGACGUGGUGGUUUCCCUGAGGCUACUAGCAACGGUUCACGUUUAGUGGAUUCUUGGUCCCGGACGGGACGUUUCAGCACCCCCUUUGACCAGAAAUUCUACCUAAUAUUGAAUGUCGCCGUUGGUGGCACUAACGGUUGGUUCGAGGAUUCACAGAGCGGCAAGCCGUGGAUUGACAAUAAUCCCAAUACCAAGAAAGAUUUUUGGAACGCACAGAGUUCGUGGUUACCAACUUGGACCAGCCCGUCAAUGGAAGUAAGCAAGGUUAUCAUGUGGCAACAGUGCGACGGGAACGAGGAGUUGUAA
Molecule: messenger RNA, 1395 nt
Organism: Daldinia childiae
Lineage: Eukaryota; Fungi; Ascomycota; Sordariomycetes; Xylariales; Hypoxylaceae
Exons: 2
Coding region: 1-1395 (464 amino acids)
Biological process (GO): carbohydrate metabolic process
Molecular function (GO): hydrolase activity, hydrolyzing O-glycosyl compounds
Source: RefSeq, a predicted model, not a curated record